AUGGGGAGUUCAUGCUCUAAUACAUAUGCUAAUGCCGUUAUGUUGACAUGGGAGACACAGCAUGUAUUUAAUGGACCAUAUCGUGAACUUGUACUAUUUUAUAGGAGGUUUGUCGAUGAUCUUUUUAUUUUGUGGGGAGGCACAGCCUCGGAUUUGUUAUGCUUUGUUGACUAUAUUAAUAACACAACACAAUUUUUGAAAUUUACCCUGAAUUAUUCUGAAGAGAGAAUCAGUUUUUUGGAUGUAUUUUUAGAAAAAGAGAGUUCAGGUACAAUUAGCACUAGACUUUUUAGGAAGGAAUGUCAUGUAAAUACUCUGCUGUCAAGGGAAAGUAUGCAUCCCAGAUACGUAUUUAGAAAUGUUGCUCAAAAUGAAAUUUUCAGAGCAUUUAGAUUAAGUGCGAGGCAAGAUGAAUUUGAAAAGCAACUCAUUAAAACUGGUCAUGAUUUGGAAGAGAGAGGGUAUGAGAAAAAUAUUAUAGAAGAUGGUUCUAGGAAAGUUAAACAACUGAGGGGGACAAGAGCCAAACCAUACUUUUCAGAUAAGUAUUGUAGGGAAGUAACAAAACUUGAAAAGCCUGACAUUCAUGUUAUAACUGAGGGUUCUGUUUCCACUGGCCUUAAAGUGAGGAUCGAGUGCAGCAGCAGCAGCUACAAACUCACAAGUUGUUCAUUCUACAAAAAUGAAUACAAACUUUAUCUGCCUAACUCCAGUACUCAGUAUGUCAUUGAGGGAGCUACAGUAUGGGAUGAAGGGUUAUAUAUGUGUGACUGCAACACUCAGGCUAACAUGUAUACAGAAACAAGUUUCCGUGCUCCCUUAAUCAUAAGUGAAAUUCAAGUGGAGGAGCCAGACAUACAGAUUGAAGAAAAAGGGAAUAAAAUCAUUUGUACCAGCAGAAAUAGUUACUAUGAAUACCGAAUGUGCAUUCUGUAUCAAAAUGAUGAGCAUGUACAGGAUACUGGUGAUCAAUACAAUACUAGGCCUACUCAGGAGGUUUCCUUUACUGUUCCUAAUCUUCCUGAUGAGACUUUGUUCAAAUGUUUGUGUUAUACGAGUGGACGAAUGUGGACGCGAAACAGCUCUGCUAUAACUAAAGGAAUGAAAUAUCCUGACUAUACAGUUAUAAACAUCAUCAAGCUCAGUCUUGGCCUUGUUAUUGUGUUCUGGAUGGUUAUUUUAGUCGCAGAAUCAAGAUGCCAAAACAUGUCAAAUCAGAGAUGAUGGAGCUGCUAAACAGAUCCAGCGAAGAAGAAAUGGUGCUGCAUUUAUAGUCUAUUUACUUCAUGUUCCUACUCACUGUUCUCAUUCAGUCUUUACAUCUCUUGAUUUAGUUUUUACAUGAAACACAUGCAGAUACUUUGCACGCCUUACCAUAACAAAAAAAAAGGAAAUUAAUAAUUUGUGAGUUAUAUAAUUAACUUUAUCAUAUAAUUAGGCCUUUGUUAAUAUUGGAUAAUUCUGCGGUUUACUGCUGAUAUUCAAAAACUGCAUACAUCGACAGGUCACAUGGUCAUCCCAAAAUCUGAAAUCUGGAAUGGAAAAAAGCAGCCAAGUCGAAAAUUAAUACAUUGACACCUGUAGUUUGAUGUAUUUGACAUAGCAGGAGGUGACAUUGGUCACCCAUGCUAUGCAGCUUAACGUACCAUGACAUUCCACAGUCAAUGGUAUGUCCAUUUUACUAUUUUGCAGGGGGCAAGCCCCCUGCACCCCACAUCCACUGCAGUUAUAUAUACCAACUCCAAGAUUGCACUACAGUGAGGAAAUGAGUUAAUUCCCUGUUCCUCAUUGAACCACGAUUUCCGUUAACAAUGCCUAACUCAGAUAAUCAAACUACACUACCCAUUCACUGUAGUGUAGUCGAUAUUUUCUGGUUCAGCAUUGUGCUAAUUGGAAAAGUGCCUUUCGACCACAUGCUGGUUGAGCAUUAGCACUGCGGAAAUUCAAUAGUAAACCUAGUUCUGCUAAAGUGAUCUGUCAUGUAGAAAAAUGGCCAAGACUGUUUUCAACUGUUCUGUCUUGGCAUAAGCCCUUAUCACAUGCUGUGUAUAAAAGUAUAAUGCAGAAAAUUCCUUAUGAACCAAUGCGUUCAUCCCCGAACUUACCACUGAUUGCUGGGGGUAAGGAAUACUUUUAUGUAUGUGCCUGCUGUUCAUAGGAUGCUGCUCUGCAUGU
This is a messenger RNA of Protopterus annectens (West African lungfish), 2175 nucleotides long. RefSeq lists its product as uncharacterized. NCBI's taxonomy places the organism in Eukaryota, Metazoa, Chordata, Ceratodontiformes, Protopteridae. The record is from RefSeq and is a predicted model, not a curated record. The transcript is spliced from 4 exons. Bases 1 to 1224 code for a protein of 407 amino acids.